Messenger RNA from Acanthamoeba castellanii str. Neff, 315 nucleotides. RefSeq lists its product as uncharacterized. Gene Ontology annotation, biological process: tRNA threonylcarbamoyladenosine modification. The transcript is spliced from 2 exons. The record is from RefSeq and is a predicted model, not a curated record. Bases 1 to 315 code for a protein of 104 amino acids. NCBI's taxonomy places the organism in Eukaryota, Discosea, Longamoebia, Acanthamoebidae.
AUGCUGGUGAUGCCCCGGCAGCGUCUCCACUGGGGCGCUCGCACGUGGCUGACAACUACCACCCACGAAGAUUCCGUGCAACUGGGGGCAACCUUGCAGUCUCUUAUGUGCACCGAGAAGUUCGCUCGCCUUCUAGCUCACCACACAACGGGCUCCGAUGUGCUGUGCCUUACCGGGGAAAUGGGGACGGGCAAGACGGCCUUUACUCGGUGCUUCGUUCGAAGCUUCUUCGAUGACCCGACCAUGCAGGUUACGUCGCCCACCUAUCUGCUCGAUCUGCACUACGCGGCACCCUCCCGACCCGACAUCACGUGA